AUGGAUGUGAGACGGAACGCUUUGAGGAUAUCUGGGACUCGGACAGCGAGAGCUGAAGCUGGCAAUGAUCCUUUCACUUCUCAGAAACGUGUUCAAGUCAGGCCUACUGCAUUCUUGUCUCGGCUUUUUCGUUCGUCUCGAUUGUCAAUACGUCACCGAGUUGGGCUAACAGCAAUCUCUUUUCUUUCUGCUUUAUACUCCUUUCGCAACUCUCAUCCUCUUGAUCGCAAAUUCUUUUCACGCAAAUCUCCAUCACAGGUUCUUGAUCGAGUAUUGGCAAAUAAGACAUUCAUUGCUGGAAAUGCAAUCAGUUUGGCCGACCUUGGUUUAUUUUCAUCAUUGUAUGAUCAAGUUUCCAAACUUCCUGCAGCAGAACAAUAUGCACAUUUGAAUGUGACCCGAUACGUUUCGCAUAUCUCACAUGUAGCAUCUCAAUUACCACACGAUAAUGCAAGUCAAUAUGCUGCUUUUGAUCCUACGUUCGAAGGACAACCUACGAUCGAACGUAAAGAUGUUGCAGCCGAAAAGCAAAAAGCAAAAGAACAAAAGCAAGCCGCUCAAACGGCAAAAGAGCAUAGCGCAAAUGCCGAAAAAGAAGGUAAAGCAGAAAAAGGUGGUUUGGCAGCCGUUGCUGCAGCUCCCGGGGCAAAGAAGGAAAAGAAACCAAAGGGAGAAGCAGCUGGUGGUGGAAAGAAAAAGAAUGAACCAGCUGCUCCUACUAUCCCGAUACCAUCUCAAGUUGAUUUGAGAGUAGGAAAGAUUGUCAAAGUCGAACGUCAUCCUGAUGCGGAUUCUUUGUAUUUGGAACAGGUCGAUUUCGGAGAGCCAGAAGGACCACGAACGAUUUUAUCCGGUUUGGUGAAUUACGUUCCUAUCGAAAAGAUGCAAGAUAGAUGGGUUGUUGGUGUUUGCAAUCUCAAACCAGCUUCUAUGCGUGGAAUCAAGAGUUAUGGAAUGUUAUUAUGUGCAUCACAAAAGGAUGCGAAAGAUGCUGGAGUAGAACCAGUUCAUCCUCCUGAGGGAAGUGCUGUUGGAGAUUGUGUUUACGUAGAAGGCUAUGAAGGCUUAGAGCCUGAAACACAGCUCAACCCUAAGAAGAAGAUCUUUGAGACCAUUCAACCAAAUUACACUACCACAGAAGGCUUUGAAUGUGCAUGGGUAGGAGCAGGACCACAAGAUCAAGAAAGCGGAGAGAAGACCAAUCGCUUGAUUCGCACAGCCAAGGGUGUCAUUACUGCACCUGGAUUCGCAGGCGCUCAAUUGAGCUGA
Meira miltonrushii is the source of this 1269-nucleotide messenger RNA. RefSeq names its product nucleic acid-binding protein. Bases 1 to 1269 code for a protein of 422 amino acids. Gene Ontology annotation, cellular component: methionyl glutamyl tRNA synthetase complex. Lineage: Eukaryota; Fungi; Basidiomycota; Exobasidiomycetes; Exobasidiales; Brachybasidiaceae. The transcript has a single exon. The record is from RefSeq and is a predicted model, not a curated record. Gene Ontology annotation, molecular function: tRNA binding.